Myripristis murdjan (pinecone soldierfish) is the source of this 1227-nucleotide messenger RNA. RefSeq names its product teleost multiple tissue opsin a (gene tmtopsa). NCBI's taxonomy places the organism in Eukaryota, Metazoa, Chordata, Actinopteri, Holocentriformes, Holocentridae. The coding region runs from base 1 to 1227 and encodes 408 amino acids. The record is from RefSeq and is a predicted model, not a curated record. Gene Ontology annotation, cellular component: membrane. Gene Ontology annotation, molecular function: G protein-coupled receptor activity. The transcript has 4 exons. Gene Ontology annotation, biological process: visual perception; G protein-coupled receptor signaling pathway.
AUGAUCUUGUCCAACGUGAGCCUGAGCGGCUGCGCAGGGGUCAACAGCGCGCUUUGUGCUGGAGCCGGGGAAGGACACCUGGGGUCCAGCUCAUACCGGACUUCCCUCACCCCGACCGGGCACCUGGUUGUGGCUGUGUGCUUGGGCUUCAUCGGCACUUUUGGACUCCUGAACAACCUGCUUGUGCUUGUGCUGUUCUGGCGCUAUAAGAUGCUGCGGUCCCCCAUCAACCUGAUCCUGAUUAACAUCUCCAUCAGCGACCUGCUGGUGUGCGUACUGGGGACUCCGUUCAGCUUCGCGGCCAGCACGCAGGGAAGAUGGCUCAUAGGAGAAGGAGGAUGCGUUUGGUACGGCUUCGCUAAUUCCCUGUUUGGCAUCGUGUCUCUGAUCUCGCUGGCUGUCCUGUCCUAUGAGCGCUACAGCACCAUGAUGACACCCACAGAGGCCGACUCUUCCAACUACCACAAGGUUUUCCUGGGCAUCGCUCUGUCCUGGGGCUACUCCCUGGCCUGGACCAUGCCGCCGCUCUUUGGCUGGAGCCACUAUGGACCCGAGGGGCCUGGGACCACCUGCUCUGUCGACUGGACGGCCAAGACAGCAAAUAACAUAUCCUACAUCAUCUGCCUGUUUGUCUUCUGCCUGAUUGUGCCAUUCCUGGUCAUCGUGUUCUGCUAUGGCAAGCUCCUGUGUGCCAUCAAACAGGUGAGUGGCAUCAAUGCAGCUCUGAGCAGGAAGCGGGAGCAGCGGGUGCUUUUCAUGGUGGUGAUCAUGGUGGUCUGCUACCUGUUGUGCUGGCUGCCCUAUGGCAUCGUGGCGCUGCUCGCCACCUUUGGGCCCCAAGGCCUGGUCACACCCGAGGCCAGCAUCAUCCCCUCCAUCCUGGCCAAGACGAGCACAGUCGUCAACCCAAUCAUCUAUAUGUUCAUGAAUAAGCAGUUCUACAGAUGUUUCCAGGCGCUGGUGCAUUGUGAGGCUCCCCGACGAGGCUCCAGCUUCAAGAGCUCCUCCAAGGUCGCCACCAAGGUCGUCCGUGGCGGGACGGGUGCCGGUCCCCGCCGAACCAACGACAACAACUUACCCUUCCUGGUAGCAUCUCUGGGCCAACCAACCGCUACAGUCCCCCAGUUUGCCACCCCCGCUGAACCCACCAUUGACGCCACCGAAGGGCCUACCUCUGACAUCAACAAACCUGUCGUUGUGUCACUAGAGGCCAAAUAUAACGGUUGA